Puccinia triticina is the source of this 846-nucleotide messenger RNA. RefSeq lists its product as uncharacterized. Bases 1 to 846 code for a protein of 281 amino acids. Lineage: Eukaryota; Fungi; Basidiomycota; Pucciniomycetes; Pucciniales; Pucciniaceae. The record is from RefSeq and is a predicted model, not a curated record. The transcript is spliced from 6 exons.
AUGAAUCAAACACCUCGAAAUCCAAAGCGAACUCGACAAAAGUCUCCGUCACGUUCAAUUGCGGUUGACCACCGAAGCAACAACGGACCACCACCUUUGGAUGAUCAAGACUCUGAUCGGAUCGUUGUGAUCAACAAAAACACCAGUCUCACCCAGCCCGAAACCCCUAGCACCAGCCAGCCUAAUACAUCAGGCCCUCGCGAACUCACUGACAUGGAGGAACUAGUACAAAACAAAGGCAAACCUUCGCCAGCUCAUUGGAAAAACGAGUACUGGUUCUUCAUGAACAGCGCCCGCGGUCUCAGUCAUGACAUCAUGCUAGGCCGGCUGCCAGCUGGUCCUGAUCCUUUUGCUUAUAUCUCUCAUCUGGCGGAGCGCAGAUUCACGGCUCGGUUGCCUCAAUCGGCGAUAAUCCUCCUGGCCGUUUUCCUCGUUUUCCAUAUCCUGAUCACCGCGUUCAGUUUGGUCAUCUUAAUCCUGCCCUACGUUGGUAAAGCCAAUCGACGAUCGUGGACUUUCAAGAAGCUAUACAUCUACGAUCGUUCUGGCGAAAAACUUUAUAGUGCUCCCUUGUACUUGGUCAAUACUGGGGUCUUGAUGUCGGUCUCGCAACUUCUGGGCUCCGUAACUACUCAAGCGUACAUAUGGAUGCACAUUAGGAUGAAUUUAUCCGGAAAUUACUCACUGCGCAGUCAAUUUAUCCCUGUCUUAGGUCUCGUGUUCAUCUUUGAUACUUACUCAUAUUGGAGUAUGGCGCAUUGUUUUUUUGGCACUAUACUACAGCAACAAGAACUUCGCGGACAAGCCAAAACGGCUGAGCUGGCUCCGAUCUCCGCGGUCAAUUAA